GGACAGCCCCCCUGUCAGUCUUCCCGAGUCGGGAGUGUAAGCUGAGAAGGGGGAAGGUGGGCCUCGCUGGAGGAGGGCGAGGAGGAACUUCCUGCCCGCGCGCGCUCCUCGGCACUGAGCGCGCGGGCUGGGAGGCGGGACGCGCCUGAAGGUCAGCCUGGCCGGGGGUGGCAGCCUGCCUAGGGGCGGGAGACCCUCCUGGGGGCUGGGCUGCGGCCUCCAAGUGCUUCGGCCAUAUUGAAUAGCCAGCCGUCUUUGUGUGCAAAGUCCUCUCCCAAGUUCCAGGCGCGUCCCUGGUGCCCGGGGCAGGAAGAGCCACGGGCAGCCCGUGCGCCCCACCACGUUGGCAGCUCGCGGUGGGCUUGGAGCUCAGGACUGACCUCACCCCGGCUCACGUAAGCGUCCUGGGAAUCGAUUCCCACCAGCCCUUGGGGGGAGCCAGACUUGGUCAAGACCGGACUGGUUGCAGGCAGAGAAAUUGGGAAGUGUUGGUUCAUCCCUGGCUGGGGAGGCGAGACUUUACAGGCUGCUCUGCUGGGACCUCACUCCCACCCCCAAGACUAGGGGCUUCGUGUAGUUUGGGCUCGUGGCCCCCACCCCAGAUUUCACCCUGGAGAUCUUAAAGACCCUCGAGAAGAGCCAUGUGGGGGGCUGGUUCCCUUGGGGCUUCCUCCCCUCCCCCGACUGCCUGAUUCUCUGGAGCGUCCCCGAUGUCUGCAAAGACGUGGAUUUGGACGUCCUCGUGGACGCCUUGAAGCCCGUGGGGACCUUUAAGAAGAUCGGCAAGGUGUUCCGCAGGGAGGAGGACUCCACAGUGGGGAUGCUCCAGAUUGGGGAGGACGUGGACUAUCUGCUCAUCCCCCGGGAGGUCAGGCUGGCCGGGGGCGUCUGGAGGGUCAUCUCCAAGCCCGCCACCAAGGAGGCGGAAUUCCGGGAGCGGCUGACCCAGUUUCUGGAGGAAGAAGGCCGCACCCUCGAGGACGUGGCCCGCAUCAUUGAGAAGAGCACCCCGCACCCACCCCAGCCCCCCCCAAAGCCGAAGGAGCCCCGAGGGAGGAGGAGAGUCCAGCAGAUGGUGACCCCGCCCCCCAGGCUGGUCGUGGGCACCUACGACAGCAGUAACGCCAGCGACAGCGAGUUCAGUGACUUCGAGACCUCCAGGGACAAGGGUGACCAGGGUCCCAAAAGCCCGGGAUGCCGCAGGAGGGUGCGCAGAAUGCCCGUCAGCUACCUGGGCAGCAAAUUCCUCGGGAGCGACCUGGAGAGCGAGGAGGAUGAGGAGCUGGUGGAGGCCUUCCUCCGCCGAGGGGACAAGAAGCCCAGCGCCCCGCCACCCCGCCGCCGCGUGGCCCUGCCCGUGCCCGUGUUCGACAACAGCCCGGAGCCCCAGCUGUCCAAGGCGGACAGGUGGCGGGAGUAUGUCAGCCAGGUGUCCUGGGGGAACCUGAAGCACAGGGUGAAGUGUUGGGCGCCCAGGUCCAGCCCCGGGGGGGGCGAGGCCCAGCAGGCCUCAGCCAGGGUGGAGAGGGAGGGGGCAGCGGCGCUGGGCAGCGCCCAUCACGUGGGGAGCGCGGGAGACGGGCGGGUGCCUGGGACCCCCCCAAGGCGAUGGAGGCCUAAGAUGAACUGGGCCUCGUUCCGGCGGCGCAGGAGAGAGGCAGCCGCAUCCACAGCUCAGGUGGCGGAGGCUGCAGAGGAUCAGAGGGCGGAGGCUGCAGAUAAUCAGAGGGCGGAGGCUGCAGCUAAUCAGAGGGCGGAGGCCAUAGGUGUCCAGAGAGCAGAGGCCCCAGCUGUCCAGAGGGCAGAGGUUGCAGAUAAUCAGAGGGCAGGGGCCCCAGCUGUCCAGNGGGCAGAGGUUGCAGAUAAUCAGAGGGCAGGGGCCCCAGCUGUCCAGAGGGCAGAGGUUGCAGAUAAUCAGAGGGCAGGGGCCCCAGCUCUCCAGGGAGCACAGGCUGCGUCUAAUGGGGCAGAGGCCAUAGCUGACCAGAGGGCAGAGGCAGCAUAUAAUCAGAGGGCAGAGGCCCCAGCCGUCCAGGAAGCUGAAGCCUCAGCUGCCCGGGGGGCCACGGGGGCAACCCCAGGAGCCAGGACCCGGAAACAGGUCAAGACAGUGAGGUUCCAGACCCCUGGACGCUUUUCAUGGUUUCGAAAGCACCGGAGAGCCUUCUGGCACACUCCCCGGUUGCCAGCCCUGCCCAAGCGAGUCCCCAGGGCAGGCGAGGCCAGGCACCUCAGGGUGCUGAGGGCCGAGACCAGAGCAGAAGCAGAACAGGGAGAACAAGAAGACCAGCUGUGAGGUGAGGGCGGGGGGCCGCGGGGCACCCCACCACCUGCCUCUCGCACGCUUGUCAGAGAUGCUCUCUCUGCCUCCACGCUUGAAGAUGGAGGUGGGGAGAGAGGCAGACGGCGCCCCUCACAUCUCCACCCAACACUCCCCUUUCUUUUCUUGUUCAAGUUAUAUCUUUCAUGCGUUGAUUUUGUAAGUACAGACUCCUGUAGUAAUCCAAAGAAUGUAAAGAAAGAAACCCACCCCAAUGGGGUUGCAUCGCCCACGUUUUUAACUUCCUCAAAUGCAACCCUAGGUGCUCAGCUUGGAAAAGGGACAGAGGCAGGGGAGAAAAGCUCCUUGAACUUGGCACAAGCCAACUUGCAAAUAAAAACAUUU
Molecule: messenger RNA, 2665 nt
Organism: Ceratotherium simum simum (southern white rhinoceros)
Lineage: Eukaryota; Metazoa; Chordata; Mammalia; Perissodactyla; Rhinocerotidae
Source: RefSeq, a predicted model, not a curated record